This is a messenger RNA of Penicillium waksmanii, 345 nucleotides long. RefSeq lists its product as uncharacterized. NCBI's taxonomy places the organism in Eukaryota, Fungi, Ascomycota, Eurotiomycetes, Eurotiales, Aspergillaceae. The record is from RefSeq and is a predicted model, not a curated record. The coding region runs from base 1 to 345 and encodes 114 amino acids. The transcript has a single exon.
AUGGUUGAUCCUUAUGAUAUCGGAAGAUUUGCCGCUGCGGCAGUAUGCGAUCCGAUUCGGUUUCAUGGGAAGGAGGUGGAGAUCGCGUCGCAAAUGAUGGGAGCAGAGGCCAUCAUUCAGGACAUUGCCCAGGCUACUGGGCGAGACAUGGAGGUGGUCUUUUUGUCUGAGGAGGAAGUCAAGGGAAAGAUGGCAACGGAUCCUUUCCUGGGACCUCAGUUGCUUUUACGCGAUAUGGCUAUUUUCGUUGAUUUUGAGAAGGUGAAAGGAUGGAAUAUUGAAUUGAGUACAUUUGCGGAGUUUUUGGAGCGGGAAAAGAAGCGGGUUGAAGAGGCUUAUCUUUGA